Molecule: messenger RNA, 2475 nt
Organism: Lachancea sp. 'fantastica'
Lineage: Eukaryota; Fungi; Ascomycota; Saccharomycetes; Saccharomycetales; Saccharomycetaceae
Source: the annotation of a GenBank genome assembly
AUGCGCUUAAAGGAGGAGGACCUUGAGCCACUCAAGCUUGACAUCGAAGGGUUGGGAAAAAAGCAGAAGAGAGACACAGUGCCGGUCAGACUGGCGUUAUUGACCUUACUAAUAUGGGGGGCCUGCUUUUUUCUGAAAUUGACCGGUUCCAUGGGCUCUGGACCCACCCCUUCUCUGUCCUUUAGAUGGCCAUGGCCGUUUCGUUCAGGAAAACCCAGUCAUAAUAUCAUUUCCUUUGAGAGCGUUCGCAACUCAACGUUCGUUCCUCAGCUACAUUCGGUUCAGUGGAUUGAAUCUCUUGAACCCAAUGCCGAGGACAAUGGGUUAUUUCUAAAAGAGGAAGCGAACACUUAUGUUGUGAAGUCAGUUCUGGACAAAAACUACUCCAAAGUCCUUUUGGAUUCCAUGCAUUUUGAAUACAACAAUCACAAUUACAGUGUUGAGUAUCUCAAAGCGUCUCCCGACUUGUCACAAGUCCUGGUGCGUUCCAAUACAACCAAGAACUGGAGACAUUCGAGCUUUGGAUCUUAUUUUCUCAUCAACAAAAGUCGGGGUACUCUGCAUCUGCUAGGCCAUGACUUGGCUCUUGUGAAGUGGUCCCCAAACUCAAAGGACUUGGCAUACGUUCAAAACAAUGACAUUUUUCUGUAUUCCACAGAAACGCAGACAAUAACUAAACGUGUGACUAGCGAUGGGAGCGCCCAGGUCUUCAACGGCAAACCUGAUUGGGUUUACGAAGAAGAGGUCUUCGAAGGUGACUCCGCGUUGUGGUGGUCUCCUAAAGGCGAAUACUUGGCCUAUCUCAAAAUCAAUGAAACCCUGGUGCAUGAGUUCCCGAUUCCUUACUUCGCACAAGACGAUGCAGAUAUUUAUCCUGAAAUUCGCAAGAUUAAGUAUCCUAAAAGUGGGAGUCCAAAUCCGCAUGCAACGCUAAACUUUUACGACAUCGAGAAUCAGAAAACUUCCGCUGUUAAUCAUGGCGAUGCUUCAGCUUUAGUAACGGAGGUUCUGUGGGUCGGGGACUCUAAAAUACUGGCCAAGACAAGUGAUCGCUCGUCUGAUGUUCUCUCGGUGCUUCUUGUCGAUGCUGCUGAAAAAGCGGCUGAGAAGCCUGCUGUUCAGGUACCUAGGGAAGAAUCCUCGGAAGGAGGAUGGUGGGAAAUCACACACAAAACAUUGUACGUUCCUCAAGACUCUUCGAAGAAAAGAGAUCAAGACGGCUAUGUGGACUUGGUGCCAUUCAACGGAUUCAACCAUUUGGCUUACUUCUCCCCAGCCAACGCUACAGAUCCAAUAAUGCUGACCAGCGGAGAGUGGGAGGUAGUGGACGGUCCAGCUGGAAUUGACUUUGAGAGCAACGAAGUUUACUUCGUUGCUACUAAGAAGUCCUCCACGGAGAGACACGUAUACAGUGUCAAUUUGAACGCACCGCUCAAGGUCAGGGAAAUAUCUGACACAAGUCGCGAAGGCUACUUUUCGCUGUCUUUAUCUGCUGGCUCUAAGUUCGCCCUUGUCAACUACUUGGGUCCCGAAGUUCCUUACCAGAAAGUGGUACAGUUCGAGUCAAAUUCGACUGGUAGUUCGGAGGCUAGAAACGCGGUUGAAAAGACCUUAUUCUACCUUGAAGAAAAUAAGCAACUAAAGUCAAGACUUGGAAACUACACAAUACCUGAAAAAACAUUCAAAGAAAUUUACUUGGGGAAAGACAAUGACGACAAUGACAUAGUAGCCAACUCUUUUGAAAUUUUACCGCCAAACUUCAACCCUAAACUAAAGAAUCAUUAUCCGGUCUUUUUUUAUGCUUACGGUGGCCCUAAUUCCCAGCAAGUCGCGAAGACCUUCUCCAUUGGGUUCAACCAGGUGGUGGCAUCACAGCUAGAUGCAAUUGUGGUGGUUGUUGAUGGCCGCGGAACAGGCUUCAAAGGAAGAAAAUUUCGGGCUCUCGUGCGGGAUAAUUUGGGUGACGUGGAAGCUCAGGACCAAAUAAGUGCUGCAAAAUAUUACGCAGCCAAGUCGUUUGUGAAUGCCGAUAAAAUAUCACUUUUUGGGUGGUCGUACGGCGGAUACCUGACACUCAAAACACUUGAACGGGACGCGGGUCGAACCUUCAAGUACGGAAUGUCGGUGGCUCCUGUGACCGAUUGGCGAUUGUACGACUCUGUUUACACUGAGCGGUAUAUGCACACACCUCAACAAAACAGUGAUGGAUAUGAAAAAUCGAAGGUUCAUAAUGCUACUGCCCUAGGUCAAGCAACAAGAUUUUCACUGAUGCACGGAUCUGGGGACGAUAAUGUGCACUUUCAAAACUCCCUAAGAUUUUUGGACAUUCUUGAUCUAGCGGGGGUCGAGAACUACGACAUGCACGUUUUCCCAGACUCCGAUCACAGCAUUCGUUACCACAAUGCGAACAACAUCGUCUUUGACAAGCUCCUGAACUGGGCGUCACAGGCAUAUGAUGGGAGAUUUUUGCGCUGA